CAAAAAAACGUUUACAAUGCAGAGGGCUCUGUAUAGCUCCGCAUUGACAUAACUGGUUGAUGGCUCUGCGCUGCUGAGCGAAGCUCAAGAAGUAUGAAUGACCUGACUUCUGCAGAGGCCCGGAUCGCAGUAAAUGCUGUAUGGCCAAAACAGACAGCUGAGUGACCAUACAUGCGUUUACCUCAUGGAAAAGCAGAUGCUCGAUAUGACGGGUCCACAAAAGAACAGCUUCACUUUCUCCAACACCACCCAUUGGAGUAACGAUAAACAGGGCGUUUUUACAAGCCAAUCAUGAAUCUCAUUGGCUCUGCAAAGAAAAGGACACCAACGUGCGUCGUUUGAAUUUUGAGCUGGUCUUUUGGUCACGGAAAAUAUGAGUGUCGGCUGGCAAAGGUGUGGCUUUAACUCAGUGUUGUGAACUAGUAUUGGAGCAUGCCUCGUCGCGAUCCUGACAGCUCUUCUGCAAGCCGACGCAAGGGUGCAACACCCAAGCGUCGGCCUCCAGCCCCAACCGCGCCUGCUUCAACAUCACCGGCGGUACGGCUGAGCGGACCAUCAGCCCCUGCAGGUGUAGCUCCCUCCCUGCAAAAGAGGAGGAGGUUUCGCCCUGGCACCCGAGCUCUGAUGGAAAUUCGCAAGUACCAGAAGAGCACGGACUUGCUUUUGCGCAAGGGACCGUUUGCGCGCCUGGUUCGGGAGGUGUGCCAGACGUAUAGUAGGGACUUCAUGAGAUGGCAGGUGUAUGCUCUUCUGGCAUUGCAGGAGGCUGCAGAGGCUUUCCUCGUUUUACUGUUUUCCGAUGCCUACCUGUGUACCAUCCACGCCAAGCGUGUAACGCUAUUUCCCCGUGACAUUCAGCUUGCCCGGCGAAUUCGAGGAGUGGAUCAUCUCUGAGAACACUCAGAUGAGCCAUUGAGGAGCGAGCAGUGUGGCUUGGAGUGCGCCUGUUAUAGCCUCUUUUUAAUAUAUAUUGUUUUAAACUACUGACCAUGGACCAUGGGGUGCUGAGGACCUCUAACAAUGCUAUGUUUUGAUGCAAAGCAUCAGUGGAUCUAAUUUGCCCCAAAAACACAUGCAUUACGUUCAUGCCAGUUAUAAACUCAGUAUAUUCUAUAACAAAAUGCUCACCCAGGCAAGGACUGUUGACCAAUGUUUUGAUUUUAGAAAAAGGUGUUUUUGUACGUUGAAGGAAAAACACUUUUGGGUAUACUGCUUUAGUUCAUCUGUGUUUUGGGCCCUCAUGCCACCGAAGACAAGUUAGUAUAGUGGUCAAAUAUGAGAUUUACUGUAAAUAAUGUUGGAUUUGAAUAAAUGUUUUUAUUCAGUAGGAUAAA
Oncorhynchus tshawytscha (Chinook salmon) is the source of this 1334-nucleotide messenger RNA. Its product is annotated as histone H3-like centromeric protein A. The transcript is spliced from 5 exons. Gene Ontology annotation, cellular component: nucleosome. Gene Ontology annotation, molecular function: structural constituent of chromatin; DNA binding; protein heterodimerization activity. Lineage: Eukaryota; Metazoa; Chordata; Actinopteri; Salmoniformes; Salmonidae. Bases 433 to 894 code for a protein of 153 amino acids. The record is from RefSeq and is a predicted model, not a curated record.